Vicia faba (fava bean) is the source of this 786-nucleotide messenger RNA. The record is from the annotation of a GenBank genome assembly. NCBI's taxonomy places the organism in Eukaryota, Viridiplantae, Streptophyta, Magnoliopsida, Fabales, Fabaceae.
AUGGAGUUGUACGGCGAACAUGAAAUUGCUCUAGCUUCCAACUGGUAUUGCAAUACUCAACCAUUGCAAGACGACACAGACAAAAUCACUGAUUUUUCGCGAUUUGAGGGUUUCCCUGAGUUUGAUUGGGAAACUGAGGUAUCAUGCCAAAGCAAUCACCUUUACGUCAAUGAGUUCAAGGAUCUUGAAAUUUUCAACUUCCAUUUCAACCUCCCACUCUUUCAUGAAAAUUUUGAGGUUAACAACCAAAACCCCCUCAAUGUUGUCUUUCCUGUAUUGGAACAAUGCAGUGAGAAAGAUGAGAGUAUUGGCGAGUGUAGUUUUGCUGAAUCUUCCGUGAAAACCGGAAAUGCGUUUUCGAGGUUUGUGAAGAAAGAGGAGGAAUAUGAGUAUCAAGAAGAGAGUCGAUUGCCAUUGUCAAGUGGUAGUACUAGUUUGAGUAGGAACAAGAAGUUUUCUUUGCAAUAUGAUGAGAUUAAGAAGCAUUUUGAUGUUCCUAUAACACUAGCUGCUAAGAGAUUGAACAUUGGUGUGACCCUAUUAAAGAAGAGGUGCAGAGAGCUCAAUAUCACAAGGUGGCCUCACAGAAAGUUGAAGAGCUUGAUGUUACUCAUGGACAACCUUAAGGAAAUGGGAUUGGACGACGAGGUUGCUAAGUUGGAGAAGCAGAAAAAAUUGUUGGAAAAAAUUCCGGGUAUGGAAUUGAAUGAAGAAACCAAGAAACUGAGGCAGGUUUGUUUCAAAAAUUGCUACAAGAAGAGAAGAUUACUUACCUACCAUUGUUGA